AUGGAUCAUGAGUUCAAAAUCAAAGAUCUGGGCAGGCUAAACUACUUCCUUGGACUUGAGGUUCUCCACACGGAUUCAGGCCUAUUCCUUGGCCAAUCCAAAUAUGCUCAUGAUAUUGUUUCAUUUGUGGGGCUUCUUGAUUCUAAACUUGUUUCAACACCUUUAUCUUCUGCGACACCUCUUGUUCUUGAUGGUCGAAGCUAUGAUAAUCCCAACCAUUAUUGGUCACUUGUAGGUGCUCUUCAAUACUUAACGAUCACUCGAACCGAUAUUGCCUAUAUGGUAAAUCAAGUGAUCCAGUUUCUUAAGGCUCCUUCUAUAGCUCAUUUUCAGGCAGUUAAAAUAUUAAUUCAUUACAUCAAGGGUACUUUAUCAUUUGGGUUAACCUUUACUCGGCCCACAUCUACCAAUCUUGUCGGUAAUUCAGACACAAACUAG
Molecule: messenger RNA, 438 nt
Organism: Lactuca sativa (garden lettuce)
Lineage: Eukaryota; Viridiplantae; Streptophyta; Magnoliopsida; Asterales; Asteraceae
Source: RefSeq, a predicted model, not a curated record